UUGGGAGAAACCUAUCCAGCCAGCCAUGUUCCGUGCAGGGCGGUAGUCUGCAUUCCGAGCUCCCCGAAGGCGCCUGUGGAUGGUGAUUUGUUCCGCGUCCACCAUGCUGUGCAAGGGAUUUCUCCUAGAAGAGUGCGCAAGCACGUCACAUGCGAACCAGUAUCAAUAGUCGCCCAUGUGCCAAGGGGGGCUUUCCAGUCAUUGGGAUUGUCUGAACCUUUGACCUGGUCUGUACCAUUUCUACUGGAUCAAUAAGGUGAUUCAGUCAGAAUGCUUCAGCACCGGAUGUGGUAUGCCGGACUAUCAGACGCAGGGUGUUUCAUCCACGGGACCAUCGGGGCAUGAGUUUGGGAAUGACCUAGGUCACUUCUACUUCGAAUCUGGUCAAGGAGGGAAGGAUCCGAUAAAUGACCGGGGCUUCUCACCCUUUGGACGACGAGAAAGGCCAUUGUCACUGUUGAUUUUACGUAUCAGUUACUCGGAUCUGUAAGUCGCCAUUGGCUCAAAUAAUGUUCUCAUGGGGGUUACUAUGAACGACUCGGUGACUUGGGCUCGAACAGAGUUCCAGUGCCUUGGACUUGGCUUCGGGGAGGAUCAUCAGUGGCUGAGAGUUCUAGAAAGAGGGUUCUUUGUGUGAAAGUCGGUACUAAAUAGACAGGUUGGACAGACAGACCCCAUAUCUGGACUAGUGGUACCGCAAACAUUUUUGGAUGAGGCAGAACAAGAGUCCAC
Molecule: messenger RNA, 732 nt
Organism: Aspergillus eucalypticola CBS 122712
Lineage: Eukaryota; Fungi; Ascomycota; Eurotiomycetes; Eurotiales; Aspergillaceae
Exons: 1
Coding region: 293-490 (65 amino acids)
Source: RefSeq, a predicted model, not a curated record